Daldinia childiae is the source of this 1014-nucleotide messenger RNA. RefSeq lists its product as uncharacterized. Lineage: Eukaryota; Fungi; Ascomycota; Sordariomycetes; Xylariales; Hypoxylaceae. The transcript is spliced from 5 exons. The record is from RefSeq and is a predicted model, not a curated record. Bases 1 to 1014 code for a protein of 337 amino acids.
AUGCAGCUUAAAAUUUUCGCCGCAGCUUUGGGGCUGUUUGCGCCUGCGAGCGCACUGCUUCGAUUCGGCUGCUCGAGUUUGACCGUCCAGCGCCUAGAUCCCUUGGUCAACCCAGGCAUGAAUCCAUCUGCUCAUCUCCACCAGAUCAUUGGAGGCGAUUCUUUCAAUGCAUCUAUGCCUCCUGAGACACAUGAUCUCGCCGCGCUUUCGACUUGUACCACCUGUCAGUUCACAGAAGAUCUCUCUAACUAUUGGACUGCUGUCAUCUUCUACCGUGGCAAGAAUGGUACUUUCAAGAGGGUCCCGCAGAUGGCCCAGGCAGGCAUGGAAGGCACCCAGGGCGGCAUGGUUGUUUACUACAUGACUGAUGCCCUAUUCGACACUGCCCAAAAGUCUACUGUCACAGCUUUCAAGCCUGGCUUCCGUAUGCUUGUUGGCGACUCAACUUUCCACGACCGCGAGGAAGCCAGGAAGUGGCGUCAGUUAACUUACAUCUGUAUGGAGAAUCAGGGUACUCGUGCCCCAGAGAGUAUCGGUUUCCCUACGAGGCCUUGCCCUGGGGGUAUAAUGGCGAACCAUCGCUUCCCUACUUGCUGGGACGGCAAGAACUUAGAUUCCCCUAACCACCAAGACCACGUCGCGUACCCUGAGAGUGGUACUUUCGAGUCGGGUGGCCCGUGUCCCUCUACGCAUCCGGUUAGGCUUCCUCAAAUACUUCUUGAGACGAUGUGGGAUACUAGAGCCUUCAAUGACCCAGCAGACUUCGCCGACGGCAAGCAGCCCUUCGUCUGGGCGACAGGCGACACCACUGGUUAUAGCAGCCAUGCCGACUACAUGUUUGGCUGGAAAGAUGAUUCCCUCCAAAAGGCCAUGGAUGGACACACGUACGUGUCUGCUCCGAUGCUCAAGACACAAAGUAUUUCCCAGCAGAACAAAUGCAAAGUUCCCGACAUGGUAGGGGAGGAUAUCGAUAGCUGGUUGACCAACCUACCCGGUGCAAAUCCCGUGGUGUAG